Messenger RNA from Microplitis demolitor, 3162 nucleotides. Its product is annotated as SCY1-like protein 2. Bases 245 to 2809 code for a protein of 854 amino acids. Lineage: Eukaryota; Metazoa; Arthropoda; Insecta; Hymenoptera; Braconidae. Gene Ontology annotation, biological process: protein phosphorylation. The record is from RefSeq and is a predicted model, not a curated record. Gene Ontology annotation, molecular function: ATP binding; protein kinase activity. The transcript is spliced from 4 exons.
AUUAUACCCAUUCAAGGCUCCAUCGUGUCCGUGGUCAAAGUAUCCAUAAUAAAAUAUUUUUCGAUAUUUUUACUCACUGACAGAACAAGUGUAUUAUAAAUUUUAGUAAAUUUAAAAUUUUGAAACAUAUUUGUUGCAAAUUAAUAAAUGGUCUCUACUUUUACGCUCUUUGUCAAAAUAUUAAAAUACAAAUAAUUCAGUUCUGAAACAAAAUAAAAAAUUUAUCGAAUUUUCUUUUUUUAACAUGGAUGUGUUAAAUAAAUUAAGAAACACAGUGAGUAAUACAAUAAGUAACACAGUUAAUAGCACAGCUUAUGGACUCUCCCAGCUGUCAAAUGUCUUACCAGGUAAUCCAGUGACACGAGAAUUUGAAGUGACAGCUCAAAUUGCCAGUGCGGGUCCCGGUUUGCUGUGGAAAAUUUACAGCGGGUAUAAAAAGUCUACAAAACAAGCAGCCGCGAUAUUUGUCUUUGAAAAGAGAUUAUUAGACAGAUGUUCAAGUAAACAAGAACGUGAGGUAAUUCUGGAAGCUCUAAAACGUGGCGUUACUCAAUUAACCAAACUGAGACACCCGCAAAUACUGACAGUUCAACAUCCACUUGAAGAAUCUCGUGAUAGUCUUGCUUUUGCUACUGAACCAGUCUUUGCUAGCUUGGCAAAUGUUAUAGGGAAUAUUGAAAAUAUUUCACAAAUAAGUUCAAAAGAUUUGAAAGACUACAAACUACUGGACGUGGAAAUAAAGUAUGGUCUACUUCAACUUGGAGAAGGACUUGCGUUUUUGCACAGUGAUGUCAAACUGUUGCACAGGAAUUUAUGUCCAGAGUCAGUUGUCAUUAAUAAAAAUGGUGCUUGGAAGAUAUUUGGAUUUGAUUUUUGCGCUUUAAAUCAAAGUCCCAAUGAUAAAGAGCCUUCUUGGUCUUAUAUUGAAUACGAUCCCAACGUAUCAUCGAUUGGUCAAGCUCAUUUGGACUACCAAGCGCCAGAAAGCAUUGUAGCAGGUAGUUGUGGCCCUCCGAGUGAUAUAUUUGCACUAGGACUAUUCAUCUAUACACUGUAUUCACCCGGGAAUCGGGCAUUCAAUGAAUGCCACGGCGAUAUAUCAAAGUGCCGAAGAUUCUUCGCGGACUACAAAACAUCAGCAGCCUCGAAGUUGACUUUGAUUCCCGAGAAUCUUCGAGAAACUGUCAAGUUAAUGUUGAGUAGUAAUCCGGAGCUGAGACCCGAUGCUCAUCAGUUUAUCAAAAUUGAAUACUUCAAUGACAUCGGAGUCAAGACAUUAAAUUAUCUCGAGAAACUAUUUCAAUGGGACAACCUCCAGAAGUCACAGUUUUAUAAAGGGCUUCCCCAAGUGAUGAAACAACUGCCCCAUCGAGUUGUUUUACACCGAGUUCUCCCAUGUCUCUACAAAGAAUUCGUCAAUGCUCCGAUGAUUCCUUUUGUGUUACCAAAUAUUUUACAAGUCUUAGAAGAAUGUACCGUUGAUGAAUUUACGGAACACAUUCUUCCAAACAUAAAACCCGUUCUCGCUAUGGAGGAUCCACCUCAAAUUAGUCUGGUAAUUAUUCAGCGCAUUGAUAUUCUUCUUAAACUCUGCUCAGCCAGUGUAAUAAAGUCAGAUAUUGUGCCGAUGCUGACUCGGGCACUAGACUCACCUAUGGAGCAGCUUCAAGAACUUUGUCUUGCUGCAUUACCCUCGAUAGCGACGUUGAUUGACGGUCCGACUAUGAAGAAUGUCAUCCUUCCGAGAAUUAAAAAAAUUUGUUUGAAAGGACCAGGUCACAGUACGAGUUUAAGCUUACGUGUUAAUUGCUUGCUGUGUCUUGCGAAGAUGUUGGAACACUUGGAUCGAUGGCUUGUACUGGAUCAGAUACUACCAUUCCUUCAAGAAAUUCCUCAUUCUGGCGAACCUGCUGUUCUUAUGGCAUUGAUAGGAAUAUAUAAGUUGGUUUUGACUCAUAGCAAAUUGGGCAUCAAUAAAGAAAUACUUGCCACCAAAGUAUUGCCGUCUUUACUGCCACUUUGCAUUGAACAAAGUUUGAGUCCGUCGCAGUUUGAAAUUCUAGCUGCUUUGAUAAACGACAUGGUGAAUCGUGUGACGACGGAACAUCGUGAAUCGCUGCGUCAGUUGGAUGCAGUACGUCGCGAAGCGCAGCAACUUGAUGACGCUUUGAAACAAACGGCAAAUCCAUCGACUGUUGAUGUACUAAAUGACGCUUUUCCAUCCAGCAAAAUGUUCCCGGUGGUGGCUCCUCUGAAAGAUCAAAAAGGAUUGACGUUAGAAGAAAAACACAGGUUUUCUCAACAACAAGAAUCAAAUCAUCGAUUGCAUGCGCAAAGUCCAUUGACACCAAAAACACCAUCACAGCCCAAGAAAAUAGAACCUAAAGAUCUUACGAGUACACUUUUAGAGAACAAUCUUAGUCAGUUAAAUUUAUCAGCAACCAAACCCGUGCAGCCCAACUACACUAGUUUUACUUCGCCUUCUUGGGAUACUAAUAUCAAUCAAAACCAAUGGAAAAACACAAACUCGAUGCCUAUGUCAUUGUCAACUAAGCCUUCGAAUGUACCAAUCAAUUGGAAUCUAAAUGGAAUGGACACAUCAAUAAAUUGGGGAUCGCAGUCUACACCAAAUCAAAUUUCUCAAUGGACUAGUCCUAAACCACAAACAAAUAAAAAUAAUAGUGAUUCUAUUAGAAUAGGCGCAAUGAACUCCAUGAUGAUGCCAACAAGUCCUGAAUCAUUUAAUAAUUUGCAGCAGAACAAACCUGCUAGUUUAUCCACACAAGAUAUUAUUGACUUUCUUAGCUAAUAAAGUGUAGUAAGUUUUUUAUUUUUAUUAUUUGUACUAUAUAUUUGUAAUAUUUAUAAUAACUAUUAUUAAUUUAAUUAAUGCUGAUAUUUUUUGUGAUUUGCAUCAUUAAAUAAAUGUAUCACUUAUAAAAUUGUAUAUAAAUAUUCGAAAAAAAAAAAUUAUUUUUUCUUUUCAUUCGAUCUAAGUAGAUAAAGUGGUAUCUAAUAAUUUUAAAAACAAUCUAUUGUCUAAUUUAUAAUUUAUGAGUAUCAGACCUAAUCACUUCUUAUAUUUGUAUAGAUAUAUUUAGUAAAUAUAUACAAAUACAUGAGUGACCGAGCACUGGGUCUCUUACCUCAGAUUUGAAUAAA